CAUGGAGACAAAGAAGCUUCCUAACCUAAUCUUGCGGAGUCAGCGGCAGUUCAGGGAUUUGUUAGCUCGACUCCAGAAAUGUGAGGGUUUAAAAUAAGUAAAUCCAUAACCUAGCACUUGGUAAAUCAACCUAUACACAAUUGAUCUAUCUGAAGAACUUGGUAUGAGCAUGGGAUACACCGAGUAUAUGGAUCCAAAAAGAGGAAAUGCACCACCAUAGGAAACCGGAGGUGGAGGAAGUGUACCUGCUGCAACCAAUCCGAGCAUACAAAUUAUUAUUUCAAACGGACCAAUAACCUCACAGUUCCAAAUCACUGAAUACCAUCAUUCACUUAAUUGAGGCUCCUCCACCCUCUUACCCUAAACUAGCUAGAUCUUAUUUAUUUGAUAAAAGUCACCUUGUCCGAGAGAGAUUUACAUGGUUAUGAAGGAGUCACGCCAGGGGGGUUUCUAAAAUCCUGUAUGGGAAAAAAUGUAACAAUUUUCCCUGUUUGACCGCUAGGUUUUAUGGGUAUUAUCACACCUCCACUGUGGGGCUCUAUAGCAGGUGCAGUGAAAAUCAUUCAUUUAAAUAUUUUAAUUGAACCUUUAUUUACCUAGGCAAGUCAGUUAAGAACAAGUUCUUAUUUACAAUGACGGCCUACCAAAAGGCCUCCUGCGGGGACAGGGGCUGGGAUUAAAAAAUUAUAAGUCAAAACACACAUCAUGACAAGAGACACCACAACACUACUAAAAGAGAGACCUAAGACAACAACACAGCAUGGUAACAACACCACAUGACAACAACAGGGUAGCUACACAACAUGGCAGAAGGACAAAACAUGGUAGAAACAUUGGGCACAGACAACAGCACAAAGGGCAAGAAGGUAGAGACAACAAUACAUCACACGAAGCAGCCACAACUGUCAGUAAGAGUGUCCAUGAUUGAGUCUUUGAAUGAAGAGAUGGAAAUAAAACUGUCCAGUUUGAGUGUUUUUUGCAGCUGCUGCAAACUGAAAAGAGGAGCGACCCAGGGAUGUGUGCACUUUGGGGACCUUUAACAGAAUGUGACUGGCAGAACGGGUGUUGUAUGUAGAGGAUGAGGGCUGCAGUAGGUAUCUCAGAUAGGGGGGAGUGAGGCCUAAGAGGGUUUUAUCAACCAGUGGUUCUUGCGAUGUGUAUACAGAGAUUACCAGGUUACAGAGGAUUAUACAGUGCGGUGAUGUGUCCUAUAAGGAGCAUUGGUGGCAAAUCUGAUGGCCGAAUGGUAAAGAACAUCUAGCUGCUUGAGAGCACCCUUACCUGCUGAUCUUUAAAUUACGUCUCCGUAAUCUAGCAUGGGUAGGAUGGUCAUCUGAAUCAGGGUUAUUUUGGCAGCUGGGGUGAAAGAGGAGUGAUUACGAUAGAGGAAACCAAGUCUAGAUUUAGCCUAAGCCUGCAGCUUUGGUAUGUGCUGAGAGAAGGACAGUGUACCGUCUAGCCAUACUCCCAAAUAUUUGUAUGAGGUGACUACCUCAACCUCUAAACCCUCAGAAGUAGUAAUCACACCGGUGGGGAGAGGGGCAUUCUUCUUACCAUACCACAUGACUUUUGUUUCAAAGGUGUUCAGAACAAGGUUACGGGUAGAGAAAGCUUGUUGGACACUAAGAAAGCUUUGUCGUAGAGCGUUUAACACAAAACCCGGGGAAGGGCCAGCUGAGUAGAAGACUAUCAUCUGCAUAUACAUGGAUGAGAGAGCUUCCUACUGCCUGAUAUGCUUACCUUACUAGCUCCUACAGUGCAGUAAAAUGUCUAGCGAAUACACAAAUAAUUAAAGAAAUCAAGACAUUUCAGAACGAGUCCAAUUAACAACCCAAGUAGAUACAUUCUAAAGAAAGCAGUGUUAGAAUCCAGAAUAUAAAUAUGUGUGUGAUGUGUAUAGAUGACAGUAUAUCAUUUGGAAAACAAAAUGGUAUAUACAAUGGGACUGUAACUGUAAGCGUUUUUGAACACCUGUAUCUGCCAUUUCCUUUUACAUAGUGGCGCAACCAAUACACAAGGUGGCGCAGAGCCCCUCUUACAUUCUUUGGGGAGAAACCUGCACAUUGAGUGAACAACACUAUGUGAAGUGAGAAGUGUUCAAUGUCUCUCUAUACAUGGGGCAUCAGUCUCAAGGUGCAGGGCAGGUAGCUGGCUAGGGUUGGCUGUUCAACAGUCUGAUUGAGAAGACUCAUGAGACCAUAGGCUUACUGGUAAAAAUGCACGAGGGGGUACUUCACGGGUACUCCAGGCAGGGCAAAAUUCAGUUGUUGGUACCGUAAUCGAAAAAGGUAGGGAGCCACAGAUGGGAGCAAAGUGAACAGACAGUGGCUUGGGUGGCGGAGGUCCCUAAUGAUUUUCUUGGCUUUCCUUUGACACUGAGUGCUGUAAAUGUCCUGGAGGGCAGGCAACGUGCCCCCGGUGAUACGUUGGGCUGACCGCACCACCCUCUGGAGAGACAUUCAUGCCGACGUAAUGUUCUCAAUGGGGAACCUGUAGAAGUUUGUGAGGGUCUCAGGGGCCAUGCUGAAUUUCUUCAGCCGCUUGCGCGGGUGUAGAAAAAUGCUUGUGUUUCUAGCUCCAACAGUGCAGUAAUAUCUAACAAGUACUAUCUAACAAUUUCACAACAAUACACACAAAUCCAAAGUAAAGGAAUGGAAUUAAAAAUAUAUACAUAUUUGGACGAGCAAUGUCGGAGCGGCGUAGAAUAGAAUACAGUAAAUACUUAUGAGAUGAGUAAUGCAAAAUAUGUAAACAUUAUUAAAGUGACCAGUGUUCCAUUAUUAAAGUGGCCAGUUAUUUCAAGUCUAUGUAUAUAGGGCAGCAGCCUCUAAGGUGCUACAGCAUUGUCACAUAGGUAUUCCACUUGUCCAGGUGGGAUAGGGAGGUGUGCAGUGCCACAGCAAUUGCGUUGUCUGUGGAUCUGUUGGGGCAGUAUGCAAAUUGUAGUGUGUCUAGGGUUUCGUGUAAGGUGGAGGUGAUAUGGUCCUUGACUAGCCUCUCAAAGGACUUCAUGAUGACAGAUGUGAAUGCUACUGGGCGAUAGUCAUUUAGUUAAUUUACCUUAGCUUGCUUGGGUACGGGAACAAUGGUGGACCUCUUGAAGCAGGUGGGGACACCAGACUAGGAUAGGAAGAGGUUGAAUAUUACAUUACUCCUCUCACUGACUGCUAAGCACUCCUUUAACCAAUGUUAAUUAACAUUGACUAGCUAACAAACUAAUUCACUUUUAGGUAAUGCAUCGCCUGGCCCAGGCCACAGUCUGACUGGACCACCCAGAGGACAGAUGAGUUUAAAAAGCAGCCCGUUCUGCCCUCGGUCGUCGAGCAGACUAACUCAGUGCAUUAUUCAAGACCAUAUGGUGUCCCAUUAUAAAAAGGUAUAUUCAGCUAAAGCUGCCAUUGAUUCAUCAGUACCCAAAAGUAUGCUAAGCAGUGUAAAAUACAAUGACCAGUUACGGCGGGAGCAGUUGAGGAAAGAUGCGUCCAGGUCUGAUAGACGGCCUCAGUCAGCUGGUUCACACUCGCAGAGGAGCAGCAGAGCCAACACCAAAGCCUCCUGCCCAUCACAAAAUACGCAAAGUGGAGCAGGUCAAGAAAGUGCCUAUUUCUACCUGGGAAGCUCAAUGAUUUCUACUCCAAGAAUCAACACCUCCUUUCACGCCAAGCAAAUAGUUUACCCGUCCCAAAUGGUCGGAGGGUCUGGGAGCCCCCCGCACUUCUUCCACUGUGCAUCAGAGUACAGCUAUAGGAGCCCAAACUCCCAGAGGCAGCAGCCAGCCCGCUCCACCACAGGUACCCAGAGUGGCUACAAGGCCUUUCAGGACCCUGUCCAGAAGACCUACAGUGGGGACCUGAUUCAGAAACACGCCCACCGCUUCACCCAGGACAAGCCCUUCACUCCCAGGACUCUGAAGUCAGACAGCAGGUCCUAUCUGUCUCAGUAUCGCUACUACACACCUCCUCGCGGUAAACCAGCCCAGGGCCAGGAGAGGACCAUCCCCAGGCUGACACGGCAGGAGACCUAUCAUGAAAGCACACGAACCAAGGAAUGCUCAUCGGCUGAAUGGGAUGAUCAACCCCUGGGACAUGGUACAGAGCAUGAGUGGUCGGAUGCAGACGAUGAGUCCCAUACACUGAAUCUGUCAGCAUUUGGACAACGAAGCAAGGGAAACAAGAGCGUAAGCAGCGAUCACUUCCAUCCCUCAUUCAGGGUUUCACCAGAAGGAAUGACAUCUCCGAUCAUGAAGAGGGUGUCUGCAGAGGAGGAAGAAUUUAUGUACCUUGAAUUUAUUGCCGAUGUAACAAAUGAAAUCUUGUCCAGGGGCCUGUACUCUGACAGGGUCUUAGAGCGGGUGUUUGAACGUCACGUUGACAAGAAUAAACAUCUAUUGGAUGAGGACAAAAUGUGCCACCUUCUGGAGACUCUGCGCAAUGACUUGCAAAGUCCAGCCAACACACCUACCUUUAGUGCAGAGCCUAAGAAUGGUGAGGAGACAGAGCUUGACCUUCUUCAUAGUCAUCUACAGGGUCUGGAGUCUCUGGACAGAGGAGCACUAUCAGAAACCAAAGAGGACAAUGACCUUUUUCCCUAUGCAUUGUUUAACCAGGACAGUGGUGGGCUGGAGAAUGUUGUUCCAUUGUCAGUGUCCACACCGUUAUAUGGUAGCCCUCCUAAGAGGACUGACUCUGACAGUCUGCCUGUUGGUUCACCUGAUGCUGAUGGAGGUGCAGAGGGCCUGGAUGAGCACAAUCAUGACAGGGAAAAUGACUUUCCUCCUUCACUUGGUGAAAAUACCCCUCUGACCCUUGAGGAGGACCACAAUCAAAACCUAGAAGACAAUUAUGGUGGACUAUCCAAAGACCUGGAAGAUCUCGAGAGAAAUCUGUCCGAGUCAUUGCAUGUUUCCAAUGCACCUAAUUCCGCAGGGCCAGUAGUCACUGAGAAUAUAAACACAGUAGCCUCUUUCAGUGAUGAUGAGUUCUGAUUUUAUGAGUAUUUUAGGGAUGAGUUUUGUGAAGUUUGUAGUCAAAGGAGACUAUUUUCGAUAACAACAAUUUGAUAUAGGUUUUUGCAUCUUAAAUGUGUUUUAUAAAUGGGAGCUGAUAGGUAUAUUUCAUACUUUUUGCCUAUUCCUGUUCUGGGCACCAUUGCCAUGUGUAUUUCCAGUACAAAGUAUUGACCAAUAUAUAUAUUUGGAUUAUUGUUACACAAUGAUGAGAAGGAACUAGACCGUAUAUUCAUAUUUUACAGCAACCUGACAUGAAGUAAUUAAACUGACAGUUCACAAAUGAGUGCAAUAUGAGCAGAACUAUAGAUUUGCAGUGAUGGUGCUGAAUAAGGUAAAUCAAGCAGGGAGGCAGCUGUCCCAUUUCUGUACUUGGCAUUCCGGCUGUAUGAUGUCAUGGCCUCAAUCUGCCGUGUAUUACGCUAUUGUUGAGGAACUACUCAAACUUUUAUAAGGAAUACAGCCGAUUAAACCAUUGUUAGUGGAUCUGA
This is a messenger RNA of Oncorhynchus nerka (sockeye salmon), 5496 nucleotides long. It is a transcript of the gene spata7, whose product is annotated as spermatogenesis associated 7. Gene Ontology annotation, cellular component: photoreceptor distal connecting cilium; rod photoreceptor outer segment; ciliary basal body. The record is from RefSeq and is a predicted model, not a curated record. The transcript has 12 exons. Gene Ontology annotation, biological process: protein localization to photoreceptor outer segment; protein localization to photoreceptor connecting cilium; photoreceptor cell maintenance. Bases 3284 to 4984 code for a protein of 566 amino acids. Lineage: Eukaryota; Metazoa; Chordata; Actinopteri; Salmoniformes; Salmonidae.